GUCGAGCUGUUGUAGUGCAUUCAGUAGGUGUCCGUUAUUGUUGGAUUCGGAACGAAGAACCGAUAUAUAACGCGUGUAUAUUUAGUAAACUGUUAUCGGAACGCGCGUAGUUUCUCAGCAGAAAGCUGUGUGCGCGCGGCGAUGCGAUGAUGGACACACACCGGCGGCUCGUCAGCCUGAGCGACACCGAGCCGGUGGACCCGGCUGGUGGCGAGCGGACUCAGACCGGCAGACCGGGUCUGCUCCACGGGGCUUGAGGACUGAUAGUUCAUCGUUCGUUACCCGCAGCUCAGCGAGCACCGCCUCCGCUCCGCGGGUUGACCAGCGGGUUGUUGUUCCGUCGGAUCGCCUCUCUGAACACGGACCUCCCGCUGCGAUGGAGUCUGACGACGACGUGCCUCUCAUCCUCACCUGGGACGAGGCCAGCAGCGGGCUGCUCAGCGAGGAGGCCGAGCGGGGGGGAAAUGGCGGAGCAGGGAACUAUGACAUCGUGAGCGACGCUGUGGUCGCCCCGCCCGGGCCACAGAACCACAGAGCCCAACAUGUGUCCUUACACCAGAGCUGGGAGAUGAACUACCAGGAAGCAGCCAUCUACCUGCAGGAGGGAGAGAACAAUGAUAAGUUCUGUACCCAUCCUCGAAACCCGAGGGCGCUGGCCGCGUACCUGUUCGCCCACAACCACCUGUUCUACAUGAUGGAGCUGCUGACGGGGCUGCUGCUGAUGAUGCUGUCGCUGUGUGAAGCUCCGGCUGUGCCCUCGCUGCGCCUGGACGUCUACGUCCACGCCACUCUGGAGCUGCUUGCUCUGGUCAUGGUGGCGUUUGAGCUCUGCAUGAAACUCCGCUGGUUAGGCUUCCACACCUUCAUACGACACAGGAGGACCAUGGUGAAGACGUGUGUGUUGCUGCUGCAGUUCGUGGAGGCCAUCGUGGUUCUGGUCAGACAGACGUCGCACCUGAGAGUGACCAGAGCUCUCAGACCCAUUUUCCUGGUGGACUGUAGAUACUGUGGUGCUGUGCGCAGAAACUUGCGUCAGAUCUUCCAAUCCCUUCCACCUUUUAUUGACAUCCUCCUACUGCUACUGUUCUUCAUGGUUAUAUUUGCCAUCUUGGGUUUCUGCCUCUUCUCUCCAAACACUGCUGACCCGUACUUCAGCACCCUGGAGAACAGCCUGGUCAGCCUGUUUGUCCUGGUCACCACGGCUAAUUUCCCUGAUGUGAUGAUGCCGGCGUACUCAAAGAACCGCUGGUCCUGUGUGUUCUUCAUCGUUUACCUCUCCAUAGAGCUCUACUUCAUCAUGAACCUGCUCCUGGCGGUGGUGUUCGACACGUUUAAUGGUGUUGAGAAGAUGAAGUUUAAAUCUCUUUUACUUCACAAACGCUCCGCCAUUGACCACGCCUUCCAGCUGCUCGUGAGCCGGCAGAGGCCGAUGGGCGUGUCGCUGAAACAGUUUGAUGGUCUGAUGCGAUUUUACAGACCCCGAAUGUCUGCAAGAGACCGCUUCCUCACGUACAAAGCUCUCAACCCCUCAGGGGCCCCGAUGCUCAGUCUGCAGGACUUUUACAAGUUCUUUGAGGUCACUGGCCUUAAAUGGAAGGCACGACGCAGUGGAGAACAUUGGUUCGAUGACCUUCCUCACACGACCUUCCUCAUUUUCAAAGGCAUCAACCUGCUGGUGAAGUCGAAGGCCUUCCAGUAUGGGAUGUGUGUGGUGGUGGCCGUGAACGGCGUGUGGAUUCUGGUGGAGACGUACACACUCAGCAGUGGGUUCUCCUGGUCCAGAUUCGUACCCUGGAGUUACAUUGUGUUCCUGACCAUUUACGGAGUAGAGGUGUUAUUGAAAAUAAGUGGUUUGGGUCCGAUGGCUUAUUUCAGCUCCGGGUGGAAUCUCUUUGAUUUCUCGGUGACGGUGUCCGCCUUCCUCGGCCUGCUCGCGCUCGCCUUCGACAUGGAGCCGUUUUACUUCAUCGUAGUUCUCCGACCACUUCAGCUCCUCCGGUUGUUUAAGAUAAAGCAGAGAUAUCGUGAUGUGCUGGACACCAUGUUUGAGCUCUUCCCCAGGAUGGCAAGUCUGGGCUUGACCUUAAUCAUCUUCUACUACUCUUUUUCAAUUGUUGGGAUGGAGUUUUUUGCAGAUGUGGUUUUUCCCAACUGCUGCAACACCAGCACAGUGGCAGAUUCAUACAGACAGAUAAACGUCACCAUUGGCAACAAAACCGUGUUGGAAGAAGGCUACUAUUACCUCAAUAACUUCAACAACAUUCUCAGCAGCUUUGUGACUCUGUUUGAACUGACGGUGGUCAAUAACUGGUACAUUACCAUGGAAGGAGUCACGUCCAUGACGACCCACUGGAGCCGGCUCUACUUCAUGACCUUCUACAUCGUGACCAUGGUGGUCAUGACCAUCAUCGUGGCGUUCAUUCUGGAUGCUUUUGUGUUCCGCAUGAACUACAGCCGCAAGAACCGGGAACCAGUGGAAAACCCAGAGGAUGAGAACGGGGUCGUGUUUGAGGUGGAGGUGAGUCGGGACGAGGCCCUGGUCACUCUGGAGCUGUACAAGCAGACCUGCCCAGGCCUGUCUUCCCUCAGCUCUUUGCAGGGAGUCCUCCACACGAUGGAGCGGGGGGGCGGGCACACGUCUCUGGUGUACUUCGGUCGGCGGUCUCGGACGAAGAGUGACCUCAGCAUGAAAAUGUACGAGGAGGAGAUUCAGCUCGAGUGGUACACGCAGUAUUCAAGGGAAAACCUGCCUGAGCAAGACCACGCCCUGGAGCUGGAUCUGGACGGUCCGGUCUCCGACCCGUCUUCCUUCCCAGAGCCUCGGCUCGACUCGCAGACCGGACCUCACGGCGUCAACUAAUGCACACGGAGCACGCAGCCCACCAGCCUCUCUGGGCUUUACAUGCAGAUGAACCCCAUUCCUCCAGGUCCCACUUCCCCACGCUCCAAGUUACCAAUGUGGAAGACUCGUCCGGGAGAGCGUGAGGCGAUGGCGAGGCGGUGGCGAGGCGGUGGAGAGGCGGUGGCGAGGCGGUGGAGAGGCGGUGGAGAGGCGGUGGAGAGGCGGUGGCGAGGCGGUGGAGAGGCGGUGGAGAGGCGAUGGAGAGGCGGUGGAGAGGCGAUGGAGAGGCGGUGGAGAGGCGGUGGAGAGGCGGUGGAGAGGCGGUGGCGAGGCGGUGGAGAGGCGGUGGAGAGGCGGUGGCGAGGCGAUGGCGAGGCGGUGGAGAGGCGAUGGAGAGGCGAUGGCGGUGGAGAGGCGAUGGAGAGGCGGUGGCUCGGCGGUGGCUCCUCCUGGAGCCUUCCCUUCCCGACCAGGACAGCAGCACACGUCUGCAGCUCGACCAGCGACGUGUGCGUGCGCGCGCUGCUGUCGACCUCCUGUAAAACGUGUCGUACUUUAACCCGAUGCCCUGAUUGGACCAUCGGAUUAAUAUGAACAGACACCACUUCUAAGUUAUCUAUAACCAAAAUGCUAAACUCUUGCACUCUUUUUAGCUCAACCCGACAAAACUAUUAGUGCAUCUCCGAGCUAAAGACUCAAAGUAUUUCACUUUUGUAUAACUUCCUAUUGUGUAUGUAUUUCCGGUGAGUUAAGGGAUUUUAAUAAACUUUUUGAAUUGUCAA
Pseudoliparis swirei is the source of this 3624-nucleotide messenger RNA. It is a transcript of the gene tpcn1, whose product is annotated as two pore segment channel 1. Gene Ontology annotation, biological process: transmembrane transport; monoatomic ion transport. Gene Ontology annotation, cellular component: endosome membrane; lysosomal membrane. NCBI's taxonomy places the organism in Eukaryota, Metazoa, Chordata, Actinopteri, Perciformes, Liparidae. Gene Ontology annotation, molecular function: voltage-gated channel activity; monoatomic ion channel activity. The coding region runs from base 377 to 2860 and encodes 827 amino acids. The record is from RefSeq and is a predicted model, not a curated record. The transcript is spliced from 26 exons.